AUGACGGCGCGGCGCGGCAAUCGUUCGGCGGCAUUGGCGGGGCUGCGCCUCCGCCGCCUCAUCUCCUUCCUCAGGCGCCACCGCCUCUACCGCACCGCUCAUGCCCUGGAGAGGGAGACGGGGGUCUUCUUCGACGCCAAGCACCUCCGCCGGAUGCUGGAUCACGAACGCUGGGCCGCCGCCUCGUCCUACGCGCUCAGCUUCGUCAAUGUCCGUGACUGCAGCCGCGAGGCCGACGUGCUCAACUUCCGAAUCCUCGUCCUCCGCGUCCUUGCCGCCUUCGCUGCUGGUCAGGGCCGCUCCGUAGACGCCCUCUUCCGACGCAUCUACGCUUAUCUCCGCGUCUACGACGAUUGCGACGGCCUCCGCAGGCUCCUACUCUCCAUGCGUUCAGAUGACACCAAAUCCUCCAUUCUGUAUCGGCGUAUCAAGCCAAAGGCAGUGGCGGACAUUAUGGACUUGGUUGCCAAGUGCCCAGAGCUCAAAGCCAAGACACGAUUACCACGCAGCACCUUCGAUCCUGCCUACAUCAUGUCGCUCGGUCCUAGGUUGUGGCAACAAUCCACACGCCACACGAACAGAACUAGCAGCGUCCCGGCACAUAUCAUCGCCCUUUCCUUUGUGCGAAAAAGAUUUUCAAAGUUGGCUGAUUCGAAUUGA
Messenger RNA from Panicum hallii, 660 nucleotides. RefSeq lists its product as uncharacterized. Gene Ontology annotation, molecular function: protein binding. The transcript is spliced from 5 exons. Bases 1 to 660 code for a protein of 219 amino acids. The record is from RefSeq and is a predicted model, not a curated record. Lineage: Eukaryota; Viridiplantae; Streptophyta; Magnoliopsida; Poales; Poaceae.